Rhodamnia argentea is the source of this 960-nucleotide messenger RNA. Its product is annotated as F-box/kelch-repeat protein At3g06240-like. The record is from RefSeq and is a predicted model, not a curated record. The transcript is spliced from 2 exons. Bases 1 to 960 code for a protein of 319 amino acids. NCBI's taxonomy places the organism in Eukaryota, Viridiplantae, Streptophyta, Magnoliopsida, Myrtales, Myrtaceae. Gene Ontology annotation, molecular function: protein binding.
AUGGCAGGCCUCCCAGACGAAAUAACGACGGAGAUCCUGUUGCGUCUCCCGGCGAAAUCUUUGGUCCGAUUCAGGUGCGUGUCCAGAUUUUGGAACUCGCUGCUCACCUCGACCUCUUUCGUCGAAGCUUAUUCCGAUCGAUCGUCGAGACUCGGCCACAAGUAUCUUCUCAAGUACAAUCGCAAUGAUUCCUCGAGGAAUGAAAACGACUACACUCAAUCGGAGAUAUUCCUUUGGAACCCGUCGACCAACGAGCGGAGGCGCCUCCCUCAACCCCGCUUUUUCGUGUCGGAACUGAUCGGUUUCGGGUUUGAUCCCUCGCCGAGCGGCGGCUGUGUCGGCGAUUUCAAGGUGGUCAACAUAAGAAUGGAAGGUGGGUUCUUCAUGAGCCGUUGCUCGCAGGAGGAGGUUUACAGCCUGAGGCGAAAUUCUUGGAAGCGGAUCAGCAGUGUGUUCCCAUGCGGGAUCGAUCCCAAGUGCUCGGGCAACCAAGUGGUCUUCGGGAACUUCGUGUGCUGGUCAUACCAAUACGACGCGUCGCUGGUCCUGUUCGAUCUUGUCGAGGAGGUCUUCCAUCAGAUGGUCCUGCCAAGUUCGAUGCGUGCGGUGACCGAGCACAUAUCGUUGUUGGACGGACGUUUGUCCCUGAUCGCAUGGAAGCGCUCGUGUCACAGUCGUGAGAUGUGGAUCAUGGAAGAGUUUUGCGCUGCCGAGCCCUGGACCAAGCUGUACACGAUCGAUCUAUCUUCGACUUCAAGCUCUAUUUUGCGAUAUUCACCGCUCGGAUUUGCAGGCUCUCGAAGCGUUCUCUUCGUCAAGAGCUCCUCCUCCGGUGAGCGUGUGGUUUCCUUCAACGUAGAGACAGCACAGUUUGAAGAACUGGAAGUCGAGGACGAUUCAGUCAAGAGCUGUCGGUUGGUUACCUACACACACAGCUUGGGUUUCUCUUCCGAACACUGA